AUGAAGGAGCUGACCGCUGACCAGCGACGUGCUGUCAUAGACCACCUUCUCGUACGCGUUGUUCAGCACCCGUGCAAGCUGCAAUGUGGGGCCAUACUUGAAGUGGCUCGCAUCUUUGGGCGCAACCCACGAACUAUUAGCAAGAUAUGGCAACGUGCCAACGUGUCGCUUGGUGGCGACAACUUGCCCAGCCGCGAAAUGAUAUGUGAGCACACCGCCAGCAUGAAGAAAGGCCGCGUUGGGCGCAAACAAAAGUACACCGACCUCCCCGAACUAAAGUACAACUCUAACGUCAAGCCCAAGUUGACCGACGUCAACAAGACUGCCCGCGUCAAAUGGGCCGUCGACUUCGUCGAGCCCACCGACACGUACGCGUUCCACGACAUGUACGACUACGAGCCUCCACAUCGGUCGACUCAAAGCAAGCGAUUCAUCACCAAGGUGAUGUUCUUGUCGGCAGUUGCACGACCUCGAUGGGACAACGCCAAGUCCGAAUGGUUCGAUGGUAAGAUCGGCACGUGGCACUUCACCCAGCAUGUUCGGGCAGCCCGCUCGUCUCGAAACCGUCCCGCGGGGACAAUGGAGCUGCGACCUGUCAACGUAACACGCCCUGUGCACAAGAAGAUGCUCAUCGACAACGUCAUACCUGCCAUCAAAGCUCUCUGGCCGGCCGACUGUUCGAAGACCGUCUUCAUCCAACAGGACAAUGCCCGCCCGCACGUCCCACCUAGUGACGCCGACAUUGUCAAGGCCUGCACGUCCGAUGGGUGGGCGAUGAAGUUGAAGUACCAACCACCGAACUCGCCGGACAUGAACAUCUUGGACCUCGGGUUCUUCCGCGCAAUCCAAGCACUCCAGCAGACGCACCACUCGAACACCUACGAAGGCAUCGUGAAUGCGACGAACAACGCGUGGAAGGACGUAGACCCAUGGUCGUUGGAGCGCAACUUUUUGACGCUGCAAUCAUGCUUGCGUGAGGUCAUCGGCUGCGCCGGCGGGAACUCCUACAAGAUUCCGCACAUGAAGAAGGCUGCUUUGAAGAAAUGUGGCCGCCUACCCGAGUCUGUGUCGUGCGGCAAAGACGUCUACGACGAUGGUUGCACACUGCUCGGCCAGGUCGACCUAAGCACCGUCAUGCUUGAGCUGCUUCCGAGGUGGCACCAGCGAUCGCUGUUCUUCGUGGCUGCGACAUUGAUUGCAUGUUGCUUCAUAUUCCAAGUGAUAUACAGUUCUCAUGCGUUGGAGAACCUGCAUGUGCCCAGCGUGCGGCGCGAGGCGGCAUUUGUCCGCGCCAUCGUGGUACAUCUCCCCAGAGAUCGAGAUGACGACGCCGUCGACGAAUUCAGGUGGCUACAUGCGAGUUGGAAAGACAUGGUUCAACACCAGCCGUCCACGUGGCGUACGGACCUGGUUGUGGUUCCCGACGGAGCAGCUCUUGCCGGGGGCGAUGGGAUUCUCCCGUCCGACUUGAAGUGCACUGUGUCAUCGCUCGUCAAUCGGCUGAAGCCGAGCCAAUGCUUCGUCCUUCCAUCUACUCAUUCCGCAACGGACGUGGCAUUCACAGUCGACUUCGACGCUGUACACUCCUUCCAAGCCAUAACCACGGCCGACCUCUCCGUGUACGACUGGGUUCUCAUCACACACCCGAACGCGAUCAUCGGUCCAGCAUUCGCAGGCUGGAAGCCAACCGUCUUAACUGUUGGCAGCGGUCUCAGCGACGCUCCGUUUUCCAACUCUGUGCUGCACGCCAUGAAAUCCAUUGGCCAGGACCUUGGACUGACCUCAUUUGAGCCAACCAAACACACGUUUGGGUUGUCUUGGUAUGGACCUACGUCCGACGUUCAAGAGUGCGGCAAACUCAUGCUCGAGUUGCUCGAUCAUUUGCACCAACACCUCGAACGUGGCGCCCUGAACGAAGCGAGUGAUUGGCACCGUGCGUUGCCAGAGGUGGCUGCGUCGAUGGCAUUACCUGAAUGUACCCAGUUCAACGUGGCUUUCCAGCCGUCGAUGCUGGACGUGCCAGUGCUGCGGUUGGACGCCGUGUCUAGACAUGCCGUGCUCAUUCCGUCGCCAAUGUUCACCACAUUGGUAUACGAGAAGGCCACAACAUCGUUGCUCCAGAACGACCACUCGACCAUUGGCUUUGCACUAGCCAUCGCGCGGUCGUCAGCCCCUGCCGUGAAUCCAUUGUUGCUCCAGAACGAAUUCACGACAACCCUCAACCAAUCGUCGUUUGUGCGGGCGAUCGUCGUGUCGUUUCGGUUGGCCACGAACCGCACAGGUCACGUCGAGCUGCGGGGGCUCCACCGAAGCUGGCAGAUCAUGCUCCGCGACCAGCCCCCCGCGUGGCGCACCGACCUCGUCGUGUUCGCCGACACGCCGUCGCGUCUGUUUGACCAGUUGAAGUGCUCGUCGUCGUUCGUUCGGCAAGCCGGCGACGACACCCCCAGCCGGUGCAUUGCCGUUAUCGUCGCCAAUUCGCCUGACUCAGCUCAGUCGGACGCAGGGGGUAUUCUGGCUACGCUGGCCACGCACCCCCCCGUGCUAGCGUCGUACGAGUGGCUCCUUCGGUCGGACCUGGAUACGUUCGUGGCCCCUCGUUUUGCCACGUGGAAACCGUCCCAGUUCAGUGUCAGCCGACCUAUCGUUCCGUACUGCGUGCCGGGAACGUUUACGUGCGCCAACCUUGCACGAGUGGCGUCUGAGAUGGGUUUUCAAGUGCCCGUAAAGCGACAGUCAUACGGAUCGACGUGGUACGGACCGUCCAAAUUGGUGCAAGCAUGUGCCAAGGUGGCCAUGCGUGUUAUCAAUCACUUGACCAACGUCGGCAUGCCCUCAUUGGACAACCAUCAAGGACAUCUGGACGCCCAAAGAACCAACCUUCCCUUGUAUGCAGGACACGUGGCGUUGCAGCAGUGUACGACCUUGCCCGUCCAACGCCGACGACCAGAUGUCCUCGAAGUGUCGACAUCGUCCUCCCGACCACUGGACUCGAUGGUGCAUUUGAAAGCUGGAACCGACGAACACGGGUUCAGUCUGUUUCACGCUGCCAAGUUGCAUGGGGACGUGGGGGACACGGCCAUCGCCAAAGACUUUGCCGCCAAAAUCGCAUGGGAAGCCGCCAAGGACGUGACCGACAGCAGCACUCAGCAUGCGUUGCACGAGUCGUUUGUACGAGCGGCGGUCGUGUACUUGCCUGGCGAUAACACCAAGUUUCAAGCCGAGAUGCGCUGGUUGCAUGCCAGUUGGGUGGAUAUGGUGCAGCACCAACCAGCCAAAUGGCGGACUGAUAUUGUCGUCUUCACAGAUGGAGACCUGCCAUUGUGGAAGUACUUGAACUGCACCACAACCAUUCGAACCAGUCCAGAUGAACCCAACCGGUGUGUUCUAGUUCCCGGGUACAAAAAGGUCAAGUCCAGCUCGUUUGACUAUGGGUUUGCAGACUCGAUCAACGUCGUGGCCAUUGCGAAUGAAGCCACGAAGCCAUACGAUUGGAUCCUUCGCACAGACAUCGACACGUUCUUCACACCAGCGUUUGCCACGUGGAAGCCACUCAAUCAACAUGCCACGUAUUUGGCCCUCACGUCGCAGUAUGCCCAAGUACCCGCAUCUUCGAAUCAGUCCGACUCGUUCGUGCGGGCGGCGGUGGUGUUCGCUCCAGAGGGAAGCGGGGAAGCUGGUUUCCGGUGGUUCCACUUGAGUUGGCAGACGAUGGCGCUGAAGGAGCCGGCGCUUUGGCGGACGGACCUGGUGGUGUUUGCAACCGAAGAGUGGCCGUACUUUGGCGAGUUGAACUGCACGUCAGUGCCCCGACGAGAUCGCGUGGAGCCCAACCGAUGCAUCGUCGUAUCUUCGUACAAGAGCGUCAUGACAAGCGACUUUGUCUUUGCCAAAGCAGAUGACAUCCACAUCUUGACCACCCACGAAACCUACCUGGACACUUAUGAUUGGCUGCUCAAGACAGACCUCGAGACGUUCCUGACGCCAGCGUUUGCCACGUGGAAGCCCACGUCGUUUACAUUUGGAUCGUCUGGGGGGUACUCCUUCCCUGGCCAGCCAACAGCCAAACGCCUCGCGUCCAUCGCCGCCACUCUGCAGUUGACUGGGCCGACAGUCGAGGACAUUGGAUCAUCGUGGUAUGGCCCUGCGUCAGUUGUACGAUCUUGUGCGACGCUGGCCGUUCGACUGAUGCACCACCUGCACGCCCACGAGUUUAACGCUACGGAGAAGUCGCCUGAGUAUUACCAGGUCAAGAUAGCCGGGUGGCCACAUUGGCACUAUGGGAUUCUGCACAUGUACGCUGGUCACUUGGCGGUUCCACAUUGCACCAAAGACUCUGGAGGGUUUACCAAGCAAACCAGCAUGAUGGACUUCUCCACCGAGUCCAAGGCCAGCGUCAAGAAGCACGCCCAUUUGAG
This is a messenger RNA of Aphanomyces astaci, 4418 nucleotides long. RefSeq lists its product as hypothetical. Gene Ontology annotation, molecular function: nucleic acid binding. The transcript has 5 exons. The annotation marks the transcript as partial. NCBI's taxonomy places the organism in Eukaryota, Oomycota, Saprolegniomycetes, Saprolegniales, Verrucalvaceae. The record is from RefSeq and is a predicted model, not a curated record.